Molecule: messenger RNA, 453 nt
Organism: Linum tenue
Lineage: Eukaryota; Viridiplantae; Streptophyta; Magnoliopsida; Malpighiales; Linaceae
Source: the annotation of a GenBank genome assembly
AUGGACCACGACGACUGCGACAAGAAAACUGAAAAGGAUAAAUAUGAAAAAUCAGAAAGAAAUAGAUCGCAGAAUCCCUCCUCCACCGAAGCAGAACCCCGUAACGACCCUUCUCCGACGAAGAAAUCCUCCGCCGCUGCCGUCACCCCUGGGCUAGGUUUUGGGUCGCCGGUCGAGAAGCCGGAUUUCAUCGGCGGUCGGGUAGAUGAAGCUAAAGCGAAAGAGCAGGGGACGAACGAGAGUGCUUUUGUGCUCACCUGGUUAGGGCUCGGCGGAGUCAUUCUUGUUCAGGGCGUUUUGCUCGCUGCAGCAGAUGUGUCAAUUUGGUCCCAGGGGUUCCUGCCAGAAGAAUGGUAUAGGUUCUUUGUGAAGUAUCUGUAUCCAACUUUCACACCAACAGUUGGUUUCUUUGUUGCUGGGACUGUUGCUUAUGGAGUCCUGAAGUAUCUGUAG